UACAUGACCAGUUUUUGACAUCUAGGUGUGACCUAUGGUGACAGGUUCAAAAGUAGACAAAAACAGCUGUAAGAAAAGAGAAAAUAAUUGGAAAUAAUGAGUGACAGCUUGAAGAAACCAAAAAUAAUCGUUUUUGAUUUAGGUUUAAUUACAGAUUAUACUCUUUGGCCUUUUUGGGUGGAUACUCACGUCACACCUCCUUUCCGGAAAGGAAAAGGAAAUGAAGUAGUGGAUGCACACGCCCAUCCAAUACGAUAUUAUAAAGAUUCUCCUGAAAUUCUAAAAAAUUUAGUAGAUGAGGGAUAUGAAAUCGGUGUAGCAUCACGCACGUCUGAAAUAAAAGGCGCUAAUCAAUUAUUAAAUUUAUUUGGAUGGGAAAAAUACAUCAAAUAUAAAGAAAUAUAUCCUGGGUCAAAAACUACUCAUUUCGCAAAAAUUAAACGUGACUCUGGAGUGGACUACAAGGAUAUGUUAUUCUUUGACGAUGAGUCUCGAAAUAUUGCCGAUUUAACUAAACUAGGAGUACUCUCAAUAUUAGUGAAAAAUGGAGUGUCACAUGCAGUUAUAAAAGAAGGUUUAGCCCAAUUCUCUAGAAAAUAAUACAAUAAAGAUAUUUUAUUUAUAAAACAUGAUUUAAAUAGUAAAUUUUUUGGUUAAAUA
Molecule: messenger RNA, 660 nt
Organism: Belonocnema kinseyi
Lineage: Eukaryota; Metazoa; Arthropoda; Insecta; Hymenoptera; Cynipidae
Product: magnesium-dependent phosphatase 1-like
Exons: 4
Coding region: 97-600 (167 amino acids)
Molecular function (GO): acid phosphatase activity
Source: RefSeq, a predicted model, not a curated record